AUGGCUACCACAGAAAUCGGCAUGGGCGCCUGCUGCAUCUCAGGAGCCGUGCACGACGGCACACCCAGUGGACAUGAAGCCACAGUCGGCGGACUACCGACAUACAUCGCCGAACCCAGCGAUAAGUCGAAAUCGAAGACUGUCGUCUUCAUCGUGGAUAUCUUCGGGUGGAAGUUCAAGAAUGUCCGUCUGCUGGCAGAUCAGUACGCCAAAGCCGGAUUCUACUGCUACAUCCCGGACGUGCACGAGGGGGACUCGUUGCCCAUUGAGUUCCUGCAGAGCGUCGAGCCGCCACUCAAGGUCAAGGAGCAGGAAGAACUACUUGCCAAGGCGAAAGAGACAGUCGACGUCAUGGCCACGCUGGGCCCUUGGCUAAUGCGACACCGUGAGAGUGUUUCAGAGCCCUUGAUCUCCGGAUUCAUCGAUGCCGUCCGCGGCAUUGAGGGCACCGGCAAAUUAGGAGCCAUCGGAUUUUGCUGGGGUGGCCGCUACGCCAUCCUUCAAGGCCAUGCUCGCAAGAUUGAUGAUCGUGGUGCCGCAGGUCAGGGCCCGAAGCCAAGCGGCGGCGUAGAUGCUGUCUAUGCCUGUCAUCCGUCUUUGCUGUCGAUCCCUAGCGAUCUGGAGCCCGUGGCAAAACCCGUAAGUCUGGCUGUUGGCGAAAAGGAUUCCAUGCUAGACUUGAAAUCAGUGGAUCAGAUCAAAGAGGCCCUUGAGAAGACCGGCGUCCCUUUCGAAGUCAAGAUCUAUAAGGGCCAGGUGCAUGGGUUCGCGUUGAGAAGUGAUUGGAGCAGUGACGAGGAUAAGAAGGCCAUGGAUGAUGCCGAAAAGCAAGGCAUUGAGUGGUUCAACAAGUACCUUGCCUAG
Molecule: messenger RNA, 864 nt
Organism: Exophiala dermatitidis NIH/UT8656
Lineage: Eukaryota; Fungi; Ascomycota; Eurotiomycetes; Chaetothyriales; Herpotrichiellaceae
Product: esterase/lipase
Exons: 1
Coding region: 1-864 (287 amino acids)
Molecular function (GO): hydrolase activity
Source: RefSeq, a predicted model, not a curated record